This is a messenger RNA of Parnassius apollo (apollo), 372 nucleotides long. The record is from the annotation of a GenBank genome assembly. NCBI's taxonomy places the organism in Eukaryota, Metazoa, Arthropoda, Insecta, Lepidoptera, Papilionidae.
AUGGAUAAUCGUGGCAGACAAGCGCCUGCCAACAAAACUCGUGGAGAACAGAUACAAGAGAAAAUGAAAGAAAGCAAUAAAGUGCCAGUAAAAUUAAACAUUUAUAAGAAAGUGUUUGGUACAGAAUACAAUUUAGCGUUCUAUAACCCCAAUAAGGAUCAAUGUAGCAUUUGUAACAAUUACAAAAAAGAUAAAACUAAUAUAAAUAUUCAAAAUGAGUAUACUCAACAUAUAGAGCGAAAAGAGGCAUCUUAUAGAUCUAAAGAGCUGGAUAAAAAGAAGUCGGGAGAAGAUGAAUCAUAUUUGUGUGUCACCAUGGACUUGCAAAGUCUACUGCAGAUUCCAUCGACUGCAGAUAGUCUAAUGUAUUAA